AUGGCGGUGAGCAGCAUCAGAGUCAGACCGAGCAGGAGGAGCAGAGGUCGCAAUGAGAGCGGAGAGGAAGCAGUCCCUCUGGAUCUAAACAGAGAUCCUGCUGAAAAUCUUCAUGAAAUCCUUCAGAAUGUGGUGAAGCAGAAAGAAGUCUCCAACAUGAGGAAGCUGGGACACCUCAACAACUUUGUGAAGCUUCUGUGCAGCGUGGGUCACUCUGAGGAGAAACUGGGCUUCACUCAUGAAGAAAUCAUCAUCUGCCUCCGGUUGGCGCUGUUGAACGAGGUCAAAGAGGUCCGAGCGGCCGGACUACGAGCUCUGCGGUACCUGAUCAGAGACAGCAGCGUGUUGGAGAAGGUGCUGAGGCUGCAGGUCGACUACCUGAUCGCCAGGUGCAUCGAUAUUCAGCAGAGUAACGAGGUUGAAAGGACUCAGGCUGUCAGACUGGCUCGUAAGAUGAUCAGCGUGAACGCUCGGCUCUUCCCCUCCUCUCUCGCCAACUCUCUCAUCGCCGUGGGAAACGAUGGUCUGCACGAGCGUGACCGGAUGGUGCGGGCGUGCGUGGCCAUCAUCUGUGAGCUCUCCUUAAAGAACCCCGUUGUGGUGGCCCAGCGGGGGGGCCUGAGCACCAUCCUGAGGAGCGUGACGGCGUGUCAGCUGAUCCGCAUCAACGAGGCUCUGAUCACCACCGUCCUGCACCUCCUCAACCACCCACACACCCGCCGCUACGUCCGCGCCGACGUUGAGCUGGAGCAAAUCCUGGCCCCGUACACGGACUUCCACUACAGACACAGCCCUGAUUCAGGACACCUGAAGGAGGACCGACAGGCUCAGUUCACGGCCAGUAAAAUGUCCAUCGUUGCUUCGUUUCGCUCCUGGUCGGGUAUCAUUAACCUCUGUAAGUCCGGCAGCUCUGGGCUCCAGUCUCUGAUUGGUCUGCUGUGUAUACCAAACAUGGAGGUGCGGAAAGCUCUGUUAGAGGUCUUCUAUGAAAUCUUCCACCUGGUCAAACCUGCUGUAACUGCCGACUUCAACCAAGCUUUGAGGAGUGUAGACCCCAGCAGAUUUCAGGACAGUUGGAGACUUUCAGAUGGAUUUGUGGCGUCUGAGGCUAAAACCGUCCUCCCUCAUCGAUCCUGCUCCAGGGUUGAUCUGAUGGAUAACUACCUGGCUCUGGUUCUGUCUGCGUUCAUCCACAGUGGACUCUUAGAGGGUCUGAUCGAGGUGAUCACAAGCAGUGAUGAAGUCUUGUCCGUCUGUGCUACCGUCCUGCUGGGAGAACUUCUCCACAUGGCCAACACCAUCCUCCCUCACAGUCACAGCCACCACCUCCACUGUUUACCGUCCCUCAUCAACAUGGCCGCCUCCUUCGACAUCACGCCAGAGAAGAGACUCCGAGCGAGUGCAGCUGUGAACCAUCUGAAGAGUUUCCAUGAGAAGAAGAAGAAAGGGGUCACACCUGAGAGUCUGUACCUGGACCACAUCCUCCGAACAUCGGGGUCAUCACACUGCUGCCGAGACCAACACGUCAAACCCCAAAGAGACAUCUUUGUUAUUAAGGACUCUGAGGACGCUCUGACAGCUCACCUGAGGGACAGUCACAUCCUGAACCACAAAGACCACCUGGACUGGAACUGGUGUCUGAUAGGAACCAUUUUAAAGUGGCCCAACAUCAGUUUAAGAAGCCAUAAAGAUGAACAAAUGCACAAGUUUGUGCAGCGUCUCCUCUUUUUCUACAAACCCAGCAGUCAGCAAUAUGGCAGCCUGGAGGCGGAGCAUCCAAAGGCCCGUCAGCUGACCGUGGUUGGCUGCCAGUUUGUCGACUUCCUGUUGAUCUCAGAAGAGGAUGGUCAGGCCUACUUGGAGGACCUGGUCCGGGACAUCGCUCAGUGCCUGUUCUCUGCUCAGUUUAACCCCGAGCGUUUGUCAGGAGGCUGGCUGCUGAGCACGCUCAGUCAACACUACUUCCUGUUCCUGGGCUCGCUGUCUGCUCACACUCACGGCGUCAGGAUGUUGGAGAGGUGCAGCGUCUUCCAGAGCUUACUGAGCAUGUGCAGUCUGAAGAACCAGGAGCAUCUGCUGAAGCUGACCGUGUCCACGCUAGACUACAGCAGGGACGGUCUAUCCCGGGUCAUUCUGUCCAAAGUCCUCACCGCUGCCAACGACACCUGCAGACUCUAUGCCACCAAGCACCUGCGUGUCCUCCUGCGGGCCGGCGUGGAGUUCUUCAGUAACUGGGGCGUGGAGCUUCUGGUCACGCAGCUCUAUGACAGAAACAAAACCGUCUCCAUGGAGGCGCUGGACAUCCUGGACGAAGCCUGUGAGGACAAGACCAACCUCCACGCUCUGAUAGACAUGAGACCGGCUCUGUCUCACCUGGGGGACAAAGGUGUGCUGCUGCUCAUCAGGUUCCUGUCCAUCCCCAAAGGUUUCUCCUACCUCAGUGAGAGAGGAUACGUCUCUGCAGAGAUGGAGAGGUGGCAGAAGGAGUUUAACCUGAAGUACGUGGAGCUGAUCGAGGAGCAGCUUAACGAGGCUCUCACCACCUACAGAAAACCUGUGAACGGAGACGAGUACGUACGCCGAAGCAACCAGAGCAGGUCCCAGAGGCCUCACGUCUACCUGCCGGUUCACCUGUACGGUCAGCUGGUCCAUGAUAAGACCGGCUGUCAGCUGCUGCAGGCUCAGAACGUGGUUCCUGAUUUGAGCCUCACUGUUCGCUCGCCCGUCCUGGACAGAUGGGAGGGAAUCAAACAGCUGAAGGCAGCUCUCUGGGCCCUGGGACACAUUGGCUCAUCUACGUGGGGUCUGAACCUGCUGCAGGAUGAGGGUGUGAUCCCUGACCUCGUGGAUCUGGCUCACAGCUGUGAGGUCCUGUCCAUCAGAGGGACGUGUCUCUACAUACUCGGCCUCCUUAGUCGGACUCGUCGGGGCUGUGACUUGUUGAAGCAGCAGGGCUGGGACUCGGUGAGACACGGCAGGAGGACUCGGUGGCCCGUGGUCCCAGAGGAACUGGAGCCUCAGAGCCGGACCCUCAGUGUCUGUGUGCUGGAUGCUGAUAGGCUGCAGAGCUCUGACCAAUCAGAGGACUCCUCUCCAUACACCUGUCCCAAACUGAUGAAGGACCAGACCCCCAUCACUGUGCUGGCCCCCUGCAGCCUCCGGUCCCGCCUCCUGCACUCGCUGUCCCUCCCCAGGAAGAAGCUCAGCUCCCCAGACCAACCUGAGGACAGCAGCCCUGACCAACCCGAGGACAGUGGCGCCGACCCCGGAGGAGAGCCGGAGGGAGGACGGGGACUGAAAGACUCCGAGGAGGAAUUCUCUUUUUACAACAAAAAACAGUUGAGUCCAGGAGGGGAGGAGAACCGGGGGAGCAGCCCCAUUCUGGGGGAGAGGGAGGUAAACGGGACGGGGGAGGUGAAUGGGUUAGGAGAAAACCAGAAAAGGGCAGCGUGCAGCUACGAGCGUCUGGCUGAAGACGGACCCUCGGGAGGAGGGGGAGUCCCAUUUAAGAGCCGCAGCCAGAGCUUUAACACUGACACCACCACCAGCGGUAUCAGCUCCAUGAGCUCCAGCCCCACCAGAGAGGCCCUGCACCCCCCCUCAGAGACCAGGAAGACCCCCCCGCCCUGCUCCACCCCUCUGUCUAUCCCAAAGUCCUGCUCUGCCUUCCUGGUCCCUCCUGGCUCUGCCCACACCCUGCCACGUCGGGCCCCAUCCUUCAGGUCCCCAUCAGUGAGCACUCUGAGCAGCUUGGCGGACUGUGGUCUGUUCUGCAGCUCCUCCAGCUGCUGUACCAGCCCCAGAGACGCUCUGGGCUACACCACCCUGAGGAGGCUCCAGCACCAGCGGAUCCAGCCCUGCGUGUCCCACAGUGAGGCCCGGGCCUCCCCCGCCAAAGAGAUCCUCUUCACGGACACCAUCACCAUGAAGUCAGGAAGUCUGGACUCCAGACGCACGGCUCAGAGGUUCCUGAAAGCUCUGAGUUUUGCCUGUCUGGAUAAAGAAGACCUGCUGAGUCCGAUCAAUCAGAACUUCCUGCAGAGCUCGCCAUCUGUGCGCUCUGUGGUCUCUUCUGGUUCCUACAGCUCCUCAGAGGAGUUCAUGGGCCUUGCUCUACCCGUCAACAUCAACAACAUGCUCCAUAUUAAAGACACGCCAUACUUCCAGACGACGAUGAGUCCUCCGUCUGAGGAGUGCUCUGCUGGAUUCUUCUCUGCCCAGUCAGAUGGUCUCAGUGACGAAGGCCGUCCUUCGAGGCUCCGCCCACAGCUCAGCGUCACAGAGUUGCUCACGGUGAGCCGGACCAAUCAGAAGCCGAUGGAUGACUCUGAGGACGGCGGUCUCCAGGAUCAUGAGCAGAACACCUGUCUGUACUGUUCUGGACUGACAGUGGGUGGGGCCAGGUGUGAGGACAGGGAUCAAGAGCUCACAGACGCCCCCUUGUGUUCAGAAAGGCUCAGUCUGGCUCCAUCACAGCUGGAAGUCCUGGUCCAAUCAGAGCUGUCUGGGGGGUCAGGGUGCAGCGACACCGUGUCUCAGGGAUCAGCGGGGAGCGGGCAGAGCUCAGAGAUGGUCUUAGGAGUGAAGGCAAUCACCGAGGACGCUCCUGCAGGCCGGGUUCUCCUGAGGAAAGAGGUUCUCCGUCUGAUCAUCAACCUCAGCUCAUCAGUAGGAACCAAGAACCACGAGACCAGCCUGCUGACGAUCAAGGAGAAGUUUCCGUCUGCAUUCGAUGAUGUCUGUCUGUACUCGGAGGUUUCCUUCCUUCUAGCUCGCUGCUCCUUUCGUCUGACGUCUCGCCGUUUCAUUCAGGAGCUUUUCCAAGACGUUCCCUUCACGCCGCUGUACGAGGAGGCAGAGACUGUCCUGUCAAUGUUACCACGGAGACCCUCAGCUCCGCCCACUGACUGUUGAUUCACCUGGAUUCGACUGUAUGUGGAAGACCUGAGCCUCCAUCGACUCCCUGACCUCCUGACUCACCGCCGCCUCACCUUGUCUCUUCACAGCACCGUCACACGCACCUGUCCAGGUGUUCUCUUUCUUUUUUUCACUGAGCGUGUCUACAGCUCUCCUUAGGAUCUAAAUUCACUUCAGCUUUAUUUAAAGAAACGGUACCGGUGGUUAGGAUGUGAGGAUCUUUGACAUGACUUUGCUAAAAAUGGAGGCGUACUGAAACCUGUUUGACAAAAUCAGACAAAGGACACACCAAAUAAAAAAAGCACCAAACUCCAGCACCGUCAGAUCCAAACAGAUACGAUGGCAGGCCUCACUCCUGGCCUCGGAUUAUGCUGCCGUAAAUAUCAGAGAAAAAAAAUGAAUUUUUGUGAUAACAGGGUUAAAAUUUAAGAGAAAAAAAGUCUACUUUUAAGGUCAUACUGCUGAAUAUUUCCAAAAAAUAUAGAAAUUUUGAGAUGAUGGAGUCGUAAAUUCCCUUUUUUGAGAUCAUAAGGUAUAAAUUUCUGAGAAUAAAGUGCAGCAGUUCCUGAGAUUUUAUAAAGUACAUUUUGAAAAAAAAAAUGGGUUUAUAAAGUCAAAUAUUACCAAGGACAAAAAUAGAAAAAUCUUGUAGAUUAAAAAUCCCAAACUAGUCAAGAAAAAAUUUAACAUUUUUGGGAAAUUAUGGCAUUAAAUUUUCCAAAAAAAAGUAUAAAGUUUGGGUUUAUAAAGUCGCAUCUUUACUAGAAAAAAUUAUAAUCAUUUGAGAUAAUUAUUCCAAAGUGUUCAAGAAAAUUUUAAAUUUUUAGAAUGAUAAAAUUGUAAUUUCUGGACAAAGUAAAUAGGAAUUUUGAAAUGUUAUAAAUGUAAAUGUACCAAAGAAAUGAUCAUUUUGGGUUCAUAAAGUCAUACAUUUGUAAGAACAUUUUUAGAAGAUUGAAUUUUAAAUUCCCUGAUAAAAAGAGCAUCUUUUAGUAUUAUUAAGUUUUAAUUUUCUGAAAGAUGUAUGUAAUAUUUUGAGAUUUUAUUAUAGUCAAUUUAAAAAAAUAAAUGUAUGAAAUUAGGGUCAAACUUCACCUAGAAAAUAAAUAUCUUCAAAUGUUAUAAAUUCUGAAUUAUCCGAGUAAACUUUUAAAGUUAAAUGAAUCUAAAUUUCUGUUAAAAUGCUGAGUUUAGAGAUCAUAAAGAAUUUUAAUUCCAAGAUAAAAUAGAGGCAUGUCUUUUAAAAGGUUGUAUUUGAUCAGUGUUGAUGGUGCAUCCUUAAAAAUAGCAGUUUUGGUACUAAAAUAGAAAUCUUGGCAGAACUUUUGUUUUUAUUCCCCUAAAAAUUGCAGACCUUCUCCUCUGAGUUGCACAAAUUGACAACCUUUCCUACCGAGAUGUUGUCGUCGAGGUGACUGGCUGCUAUUUUAAUGUUUUUAUUCUCCUCCUAUGCACUGAUGAAACUAAAGAGAUGGCGUAGUUUUCUAUGAGACCCAGCACCUUUCAAUACUAUUGAUCACUGAUAGAACAGAGAUCAAACCUCUGAACAAAAAGACUUUAAACCUGAAACAGAGAGCUGCCUAUAAAAUCUACUAGAGCUAAAACCAAGGAUCAAUAGCAGUGAGAAUGGCUCCUUACUGACUAAUCGGAUACAGUCACUGAUCAAUAAUUCUGAUCAUAUUAGACACAGGACGUCCCAGUAUAAGAGCACAGACUCUCCAUGUGAAGCCCUUAAUCCUCGUACAGGACCAUCCUGAUGUCUGAUAUUUAUAUAAUAAUAAUAAUGAUGUAGGGACGCUCUGAUCAUGUUUCUGCUGCUGAUAUUGAUCAUCUAUGACUGAGAUCAAUCAAUACUAAUACCGAUCAAUAUUCUGAUCACAUGUAGAGCUUAGUUAUAACUGCAGUCUUCUAGUCAGCGAGUGAUCUAUGACUCCAGAUCUACUGAUCACAUAUUCUCUCAGAUAUUGAUCAGAUCAAUGAGGCCUCUCUGCUGAUGAUUAUUGAUCGCAGAGAUCUGAUUGGUUCUCUGGAUCAGUCUGUUCAUGCUCGAUUGUUUAGAGGAUAAAAGACAAUCUUUAAUAUGAAUCUAAUUAUUCUGAUAAACUCUGACGAUGGAGGACUGGACUCUCAAACAGCAAUAACUGAUUUUAUUUGUGUGUUAAAUAUUUAAAUUCAUAUUUAAAAUAUGUAUUUGUGAGGACUUAAUGGUAUUCUUGUUAUUUAUGAGUAUUUACUGAUGGAUGCUGAACACUGCCUGCAUUGUUGACCUCACUGUAGCUCACUAAUGAACCUCCCAGCCACCGUAGCCCUGCAUGGUCAUUUUAAACUCUGCAGUCAUUUUUAGAUUUUUAACUAAAAAGACGAUUUUUGAAAGAAAAUGAGCAGGACAUGUAGCAGAGCUGGGAUGAUGGAGAUAAUUUUUUAUGUAUUUGCACUGCUGAAAAGCUGCUGCUGUCUUCAAUCAUUAACUUUAUUCAGUAAUAUUUAUUCAUAUUAAUAAUAAUAAUACACUGUGAACAAACUAAACUACACCAUUAUCUGAAUAAUCUAGAUUAAUCUUAUUUAUGCCUGGUACUGUUUCCUCAUUAAAGAGAGUUUAAGUCAGUGAAUAUUGGUAGAAAGUUUUGUCUAAAAGCUGAUCUAUCGAUCGCCUGGCUCUGAUUUUUAUUGAUUUUCUUUCGUGAUAUUGCACAAAGAAAUAAACAUAUCAGAGUGUGGAUUGUUUUCUUGAAAAGCACACGAAUAUUUGCACAAAGAACCAGCUAAAGAAGCGUCUGCAGCAGCUGCUUGAGAUGAAUGACCAUGUUAAUUGUUGAUUAUUCUGACUUAUUUCUGUCUAUUUUAGGUGAUUUGAUCAGGAAACGGUAAUCAAUUAAAGAACCGUCUUUGAUUUAGCCUAGGGGUGUCCAAACUGCGGCUCUGGGGCCAUCUGUGGCCCUUGGCCCUGUUUUAAUCAGCCUGCAGUAAAUCAAAUGAAAUAGAUUAGAGCAUGGAGCUCUUCUGAGUUUGGACACUAGGUGGUGCUGCUGUGGUGAUUCUGUAAACAAACAUUUUGACAUGAAGAAUUUGUUUGUUUUUCAUGAUGACAGUGUAAACAGCAAACAUGUUGACGGCCAGAGUACAGUAAUAUUUAUUUAAUUUAAUCUAAAAUGUUUCAGUGGUUUAAAGUUUAUUUUAGUGUUUAACAGCUGAUCUGAUAUCUUAAACCCUCUUAUGACACGGCAGCAGAGGAUAAAUGCAGCAUCUGGUCUUAACUUAAUAAAUGUAUAUUUUUGAUGACGUUUGCACAGAGAACUUGAACAUAUCAGAGCGUAGAAGUCUCCUGAUGAAUUUUGCACAGAAAAGUUUGCAGACAUUUGUGAGAGACGAGAGGAGACCUUCAGAAACACUGUGUGCCCCGCUAGCAGAGACCAGUCUCUUUAGAUGAGCAGGAUUUCAUAAUCGAUUGUUUGUAUGAUGACUAUUGAUCCAAUGUGAGCCUGUUUCUCUGAACAGGAUGAUCUCAUGUUUUUAAUGGAGGAUGAAUUAUUAAUGUUUUAAUAUUUAUUAAAUGUUCGCCAAACCUCAAUCUGCACUUUUCUCUGAGAUAUUUAAUAAACAUGAUCGUAACUUUAUUCUGUUUCGCUGCAGAGCCACGAGCCCACUCCGAGGAUUACGUUUAAUUGAACUGAUGUAGACUCCCUGGUCACUUUAUUAGGUACACCAGUCAUAGUGGAUCUAGGCACGCAGACAUGGGCUCGAUCUGAAUGAACCCUUUAAUCUCUCAUUCACGCCAUCCCAAGUUUAAGCCCCUCCCAUCAAAGAAGUGAAAGAAAUAUGAUGAAGAGACCUCAGGACAGAGGAGGAGAAUUUACUAAAGGAUAAAUCCUCCAGGAUGACACACCUGGAGGAAGGGGCCUGUGAUGAAGAUGACGAAGGUCACAGAGAACAUCUGGAUGGAUGGGAGGGGGAUUUAUGAGCGUGCUGUGGUUGUUAGUGGUCUGGCAGACUUUGACUUCUAAUUCUGACCCUCCUGUUAGAACAAGUCUGCAGAAAUCCAGACGAAGCCUGCGGCUCAGCGGGGAGUCAGCCAACCUGCUGUCACAUGCCAUAUUUCAGAGUUAGUAUACGGUUAAAUUCCAAGUUAUUCUGAUGUAAUUACCACCUUAUUCUGGAAACAUGACUAGAUAAUUAUACUAAUUACACUAAAAUGACUGGGUAAUCAGGGCCCACUAAAAUAGUGAUCCUGAAAUCUCAUAGAUCAGCAGUAAAAUAUCUGACCAACAACCUUCAGUAAAUCCCCUCUCCUCUGUUUGACCUCAGUCUGACCUCUGUUUGACCUCAGUCUCUACAUACCUGCAUGGAUCAGCUGCUGCUGUGAUUGGCUGAUUAGAUACCUGUGUUAAUAAGCAGUUGUACAGGUGUACCUAAUGAAGUGACCAGUGAGAGUAGAUGUGACUGUUCAAGGGGAAACGAUUCUGGCUCUGGUAUUUAACAUUUAUAAAUCUGUGUAUAAAUAAAGGGAAUAAUGACCAAUAAUAAUGUUUAUUUUCUGUUCUGUCUGAAAAUAAAGAGAAAUCAGA
Messenger RNA from Cheilinus undulatus (humphead wrasse), 9479 nucleotides. RefSeq names its product rapamycin-insensitive companion of mTOR-like. The coding region runs from base 1 to 4914 and encodes 1637 amino acids. Gene Ontology annotation, biological process: positive regulation of phosphatidylinositol 3-kinase/protein kinase B signal transduction; TORC2 signaling. Gene Ontology annotation, molecular function: protein serine/threonine kinase activator activity. The record is from RefSeq and is a predicted model, not a curated record. The transcript has 38 exons. NCBI's taxonomy places the organism in Eukaryota, Metazoa, Chordata, Actinopteri, Labriformes, Labridae. Gene Ontology annotation, cellular component: TORC2 complex.